AAGUUAACAUUACUGCCUAUCUUUGAUAAAUGCUGGUUGCACACUGGUGAAGGUGGUUUCGAAGUAGCAGCAUCUGUCAACUGCGGAGGGAAGCUUCACCACGGGUAUCUUACAGUACUUUCCUGCUUUGAACUGUUACUUAUAGACACAUGUAAUGCAUUCGCUUGCGCAGGAAAUUAAAUCAUUUUCCAAGACUAACUUGAGGAAGCAAUGCACCCGAGUGACAACAUUAAGUGGGAGGAGGAUCAUAGAGACAUGGAAAGGUUCCACCGUACAUGUCGUUGAAGAUGCCGUGACGCCCGGGACUGCCUGUGGAUAUGUACAAGACAACAGCUGGGAUCUCCAAGUUGGCGUUAUUAAGCCUUAUCUUCUGCUGGCCUCGCAAGACGCUGCCCAAGACUUUGGCACAUUGAGGAAAUUUAAGGUUUCACAUAUAUUGAACGUUGCAUAUGGUGUCGAAAACGCCUUUACAGACCUAUUUAUUUAUAAAACGUUAAGUAUACUGGAUCUUCCGGACACUGUCAUCACUUCAUACUUCGACGAGUGCUUCCAGUUCAUAAACCAAGCCGAAUCAGAGAAAGGAGUAGUGCUGGUCCACUGUAAUGCUGGAGUCUCUCGCUCUGCUGCGGUAGUCAUCGGAUACCUGAUGUCAAAGGAGGGGCUGGCUUUUGAUGACGCAUUUGCAGCUGUGAAAGUGGCAAGGCCAGCAAUUUGUCCAAAUCCUGGUUUUCUUGAACAGUUGAAAAAAUACAGGCCACAGGGGGAACUGCAAAUCAACGGUGUCGGCCACACUUGAACAGCAUUGCAAUGUAUGGAAAUAUUUGGCAGUCAGUAUAUAUAUAUAUAUAUAUAUACACACACACUGUUUCAAAUUUGGAGGGCUCACGUGUGGUAUGUGGAGUUACCCUGUAGCUGAGAAUUGUUUUGCCCUGUUGAAAUGGAAAAAAAAUAUAUGAGUGAGAGGUAGUCUGCUCAGAAGUGACAUAAUUUGAUUUUUUUUUAACUUUUUCAAUUGUACGAUUAGGACACUUGAGUCACAAUACCCUGCAAAUACCAAGAGAGUGUUGUAUUAAUUUCAUUUUCAUUUAAUUGCACACACACAAGCAAAGAAUACUAAAAAGGUUGAAGAUAUUUUUUUGCAGAUGUCCUGACUUUGUUUUGGAUUGUCACUUAUUAAAAAAUUAUUACACACAAAUGUCUUAUAUUUUGUACUUUGAGAUUAAAUUUUAAGCUUAUUUGUAACCUUAAAAAGAAAUUAUAUUAUUUCUUAUAACGUACAGUCUGAGAGAACAUUACAGUAUAUACUAAAUAAGGAUUUCCACUUUGAAUACAGUCUCAGUACCAUAGCAUUUAAACAAAUUUUAUCUUGGUUAGUUGUGGUAAGGUAUUUGUUUUUAAAAUGUAAACAUUUGUUGUUCUUUACUUUUUAGUGGUUAUUUCUUUCAUACUGUUCUGAAUGAGUGUAACUUGUUGAAAUAUGUUAUUUAUUUUCAGAAUCUUUUUAUUGUUAUGUACAUGUAUUCUGCUGAGAGUCAGCUUUUGUCCAAGAAUUACAGUUUCUGGUUUUUGAUUCAUCCACACUGUCCUGGAGAGGAGGUGUUCUUCUAAAGUUUGGUUGCUUCCUGAAUUUGUCUGAAUAAAAUAUUAAUGAAAGUUA
Messenger RNA from Anguilla rostrata (American eel), 1657 nucleotides. It is a transcript of the gene dusp19a, whose product is annotated as dual specificity phosphatase 19a. Gene Ontology annotation, cellular component: cytoplasm. The transcript has 4 exons. The record is from RefSeq and is a predicted model, not a curated record. The coding region runs from base 155 to 796 and encodes 213 amino acids. Gene Ontology annotation, biological process: protein dephosphorylation; regulation of MAP kinase activity. Lineage: Eukaryota; Metazoa; Chordata; Actinopteri; Anguilliformes; Anguillidae. Gene Ontology annotation, molecular function: JUN kinase phosphatase activity.